Drosophila eugracilis is the source of this 2176-nucleotide messenger RNA. RefSeq lists its product as uncharacterized. The coding region runs from base 217 to 1011 and encodes 264 amino acids. The record is from RefSeq and is a predicted model, not a curated record. The transcript is spliced from 3 exons. NCBI's taxonomy places the organism in Eukaryota, Metazoa, Arthropoda, Insecta, Diptera, Drosophilidae.
CUCACUGGCCUGGUGUAGUGAGGAAAUCGGAAAAGCCGGCGGUGUAAACGGAUAACGAGUGCCAGCAUCCCGUGGAACCCAGCCCAAGGAGCUCGCAACUGCCGCGCAUUAGACUAGAAAGUGAUGACCUGCAGUUUUUAGGAAGUUCAAAGACGAGGAAUACGGAGCCAGCAAAGGACAUAUCAUUAGCCAGUUAGUUUAAUCAGUAUCUGCAAAAUGUUUGACAUCACCUGGCUGCCCACCGCCUGUGGAUCACUGGCUCCUGCCCUCAUCCCGCCGGCUCAUAUCGUUAUCCUGUGGUAUUUCUGGGAAAACUAUGCCCGGUACGUUGACAGGCAUUUCUGCACCUGCUCCUGCUGGGACACUGUGUUCAAGGGACCAUACGAGUCGGGCGUGGCCGCCUAUAAGCACAUGUACUUCAAUGCCACGCCCAAUAGCUUCAAAAUGUGGAUUCUGACCGUGUUCGCCGUGAUUGCCCUGUACGAGUGCAUCAAGAGGCUAAUCGCCCUGAUCCUGCAGCAGCGCGUGCGGUACUCGAUGCUACUGCUCUUUCUGCUUUCGAUAUUCUCGCAUUACUACGCCUGGUGGGCGUACAUCAACUACUACAACGAUGACUAUUACAAUCAAUGGAACCACCAGCUCUUCUUCACGGUAACCGAGUUGUUCUCAACGGUCCUCGUAAUGCACCUGGCCAACACCACAAAUGUGGUAACACCAAAGAAAGUUUUUUGCAUUGUGGGAAUCGCAUUGUUGCACAUCCUGGCCAGCAGCUUUGAUCAGUUCUUCAUGAAUGUGGUGCGCGGCGAGGGCUAUGCCCAUCAGAUAGUACGGGAUAUUGGAUUCAUGGUGCCAGAUCUUCUCCAGCUUUUUGUUCCCGUUUGGCUACUCCGACAGACACGUCGCGAGAGUUACACCACUCGCCCAUUUCACCGAGAUCGCAAACUUCAUCGGGAUAUUGUUAUGAUGUUGUGCCUUGUGUCCCUGCUGUUUGUGAUUUGUACGAUUUUGUGAGAGCGAAUCAUGCUGGAGGUCCAUGAAGAGCGAUACGGAAAGAUCGUGCCGAUGCAGGAUGCGGCAGUGCAGCUGUUAAAUCGCUAUCGGAUGCUGGCCAGCGGAAAUGUGCACAAUUGAAAGCGAUUGCUUUGGAUAACUGAGAGAGGAUUGUGGGUGGACAAUAGCGGCAUUUACCGGCAGUAAGUGCGGAAUAUCCUGUACGAGUAUUCCUGUAGAUUUUUGUAUUUUCAUUUAACGUUUGUGAUAAACCGUUUUUAUGUUGAAAAGAAGUCGGGUGACUAUGAGCAUAUCGAUAUGCAUAAUUAUCAACUAACCAUGGUACAUAAUCAAUACAACAAACUGUAAUCUUCCAUUUAGAACCGUUGACCGAUACCGAUGUUAAGUGCAUUAUCAUUAACCCAUAGUUGAACUUAGGUACAAGUACAGUAGAGAGUUCUGGAUGUUCCAGAACCAUACGAGUAGAAGGAUUUAGCCACCAUUUAGAUACAACGAUAAACAGUUAUCACCGACAUGCCGACACACAUGUGUAGAUGAGUAGUUAUGAAACAACGAUGCGAAUACUUAAUAAUGAUUAUGGAUUGUGGAAGUGAAGACCCACCCAAUGUUAUACUACCUUAACAAGUUACAUGUGACUUAGACUGUUGUUAGAUAAUAACAAUAUUAUACAUGUUCAUCAUGACAAACCAAAAUAUUCCAGUACAUCUAGUAGAGAAAACACGAAAAACAAAAAUCUAAAAAAAUAUUACACAAAAAAAUAUUAUAAAACCAAAACCGUAGUAAUCAAAAUUAGCGUUAUACGAUAUUGUUACGAUUAACUUUACAUGAAGGAAAUCAAAAACAUGCAGAUAUUAAUAUUUGGAAUAGCCUAUACUUAUACACAUAUAUAUAUUUUAGUAUACAAAAUUAUAUUGAAUAAACUUUAAGAGACUGAAUAUCCAGUAGUUUCCUUAGACUACCACAACGGUGAGUUCAACACAACCAUUCCAAUUAUUCGUAGUUUUCUUUUAUUGAAAGAUAAAAAUUUUAAUUUCUUUUCAUUGUCUCGUUUUUUUUGUAAUUAUAUAUAUAUAUUUUUAUAUUGCUAUAUAUAUAUAUAUACCUAUAUACAUAUGUUAAUGUAUAUUUGCAAAUUUCAAGUCAAGACGUUUCCAAAUGUAUUUUC